AUGGCCUCAUGCGUGGUCGUCGUGGGCGGAGGCGUCGUGGGCACGAGCAUCGCGUACCACUUGGCCAAGUACGGGGCGAAGAACGUCAUCUUGCUCGAGAAGACGGAGCUCACGGCAGGCUCGACGUGGCAUGCAGCCGGCCUCGUGACCUACUUCAACCCGGGCAUCAACCUGAAAAAGUUCCACCGUUAUAGCCUCGACCUGUACAAAACACUGUACGAAGAGACGGGCGCGAGCGUCGGCCUCCACGAGCCUGGGAGCAUUCGCAUCUGCACCACGCCCCAGCGCAUGGACGAAGCCAAGUACCAGCAGUCGCGCCAAAACUGGCAUCCCGGCUACCAAAAGAUCAUUACGCCUGAAGAAAUCGCGGUGCUGCAUCCUCUCCUCAAUAUGGACGGGAUCCUUGGUGGCAUCCACACCAAGGGCGACGGCCACAUCGAUCCCUACAGCGUCACUAUGGCGCUGGCCAAGGGCGCUCGGCAGCACGGUGCCACGAUCCUCCAGCACACGCCGGCGCUGUCGUUGCACGAGCGCGCGGACGGCUCGUGGGACGUUGGGACAAAGCACGGGACGCUCCACGCUAAGACCGUGGUCAAUUGCACGGGGUUUUGGGGCCGCGAGCUCAUCGAACAGCUCGGUAUCGACCUGCCCCUCGUAAGCAUUGAGCAUCAGUACGUGAUCACGAACUCAAUCCCGGACGUCCAAGCGCUCCCAUCGGAGCUCCCCGUGAUCCGCGACCUUGAAAACUCGUACUACCUACGCCAAGAGCGUACGGGUAUGCUCAUCGGACCCUACGAAGAGGCAAUAUCCAUCGAUACAUUUGACUUGAACGGCUCAAUGCGUCUCGAUUGGCAGGCGACGGGCGUGCCUCCGAGCUUUGGCAAGGAGCUCUUUCCAUCGGACGUCGACCGCAUCUUCCCGCACCUCGAAGCUGCGAUGGAGCGCAUGCCAAGCCUCGCGGACGCCGGUACGCGCGCCGUGCUGCUUGUGUGGUCCACAAAGUGUAUCUAUCGUAGGCAUUCAAACGUGACUUGUGGUCCUAUCUGCUACGCGCCGGACGCGCUCCCGAUCGUGGGUCCACUGCCGCGCCACGGCAGCAAGCGGCUGCCCAACAUCUUUGUUGCCAACGGCAUGUCGUACGGCAUUGCGCAUGGCGGUGGCUGCGGCGAUUACGUUGCUCGCUGGAUCCUCGACGGCGAGCCGCCCUACGACCUCACCGAGAUUGACCCGUGCCGCUACGGUACGUGGACGACGCCAGCGUACGUCGCAGAGAAGGCUCGAGAAAGUUACGGCGACAACAAUUUGAUCACGCACCCGUACCUUGACAAGAAGCGCAGCCGCAACAUGCGUCCGACGGCCUUGUACGUGCUACUGCGACAGAAGGGCGCGCAGUUUGGUGCGCACGCGGGCUGGGAGGUCCCCCACUGGUUUGCAGCGACGCCCGACGAGCAAGGCCACGAAGCGUCGUUCUACCGCACCAACGCGUUUGCCGCCGUGAAGCGCGAAUGCCACGUCGUCAUGGAGCACGUCGGCAUCACCGACUUGAGUGCGUUCAGCACGUAUGAGGUGUCGGGGCCGCGCGCUCGCCACUUUCUCGAGUCGCUCUGCGCCAACUCAAUCCCAGAGACGGGCAAGGUCCGUGUCUGCCACAUGUUGACGCCCAAGGCCAAGGUCAUGGCCGAGCUUACCAUUUCGGCCAUCGCGGACGAUCAUUUUUACGUCGUCACGGGCUCGGGCUCGGAGCUCCACGACCUCCGAUGGAUGGAAUCGUACUUGGACGAAUGGCAAUACAGCAGUGAGGACGUGAGUGUGCGCAACACAUCCGAUGACGUGGGUGUCUUGGGCGUCGCGGGGCCGGACGCCGAGAUCCUCUUGCAGCACCUCACGCGCUCGGACGUCUCGGCGGCCGCGUUUCCGUUUAUGCACUUUGCGACCAUGGACGUCGCGGAUGUCGCGACACGGGUCAUGCGUCUAAGCUUCACGGGCGAGCUCGGCUUCGAGCUUCACGUGCCGCUCAACGAGGUUGCCACCGUGUACAAGGCGCUCUGGGCGGCCGGUGACAAGCUCGGUCUGCGCGUCGGGGACGUCGGUACGUGGGCCGUGAACGCGAUGCGGCUGGAGAAGGGCUUUCGUGUGUGGGGCCUCGAUAUGAACAAAGACACCAACCCGCUCGAGGCCGGGCUCGGCUUCUUCGUCAAGGUCAACAAGAAGACGCCGUACAUUGGCCAAGCAGCAGUGCAGCAGAUUGCAAAGGAUGGACCCGCGCGCACGCUGGUGAUGCUGGACGUGCACAACGACCCGCCCAAGCCGGGCCACCGACAUAUCGAUGCGGCGGGCAACGAGGCGGUGUGGAGCAACGGACGCGUCGUGGGUAACACGACAUGCGGCGGCUUCGGCCACAUCGUCGGCAAGAGCAUUGCCUUUGCCUAUGUGCCCACAGAGCUCGCCGUGCCCGGCCACUCGGUCGACAUCGAACUGGUCGGUCACCUUUACAAGGCGACGAUUGCGCUCGAGCCGUUCAUGGACACGCAGCCAACGCGAGUGCGAAAGGAGCUCAAGAAGAAGAAGGCCACUGUUGGGUAG
Messenger RNA from Saprolegnia parasitica CBS 223.65, 2583 nucleotides. RefSeq lists its product as hypothetical. Gene Ontology annotation, molecular function: protein binding; oxidoreductase activity. The record is from RefSeq and is a predicted model, not a curated record. Lineage: Eukaryota; Oomycota; Saprolegniomycetes; Saprolegniales; Saprolegniaceae. Gene Ontology annotation, cellular component: mitochondrion. The transcript is spliced from 14 exons. The coding region runs from base 1 to 2583 and encodes 860 amino acids.